CACAUGUCAGGGCACCAAGGCCAAAGUUAACUAUACAGUAGUAGGCUAUAAAAAUGAUUAAAGUUGUAUUACACGACUAAUUAGUAAGAAACAACUAGAUUUCUACUGUAAUGUCCUGUUAAAAAUAUUUUAUGGCGCUAUUGCUGUACGACCACCAGAUGACGCCAUUUCACUGCUUGCUUUUACAUCCAAAAAAGGCCCGAAGUGCAGUGACAUUACUCCACCUUGUGGACGGUGGACAGACAUAAUGUAAUGUAGCACAUUAUACUUAUUAGAAAAGAAGCGACCGUCAUAUAAUCUUAUACUUCCUUGACAUUCGACAUUAAACGACCAUACAUUUUGGCAGUGGGCACAGUCUUGGGCUGACACUUUGCCUAAGAUUGCUCCUCAUUGCUUGAUCCAAAUUCUGUUAUUGUUGCUGUGUUGUACGGGAAUAACGUUGAUUAUCAAAGUGAAAUGGUUGCUGGCAUAAGUCAGCAGCGUUAGUUUGAGCACAUAAUUGACAUUUUGUUUACAUGUGUUGAAUGUAAGUCAAUGGGACGCGUAACUCGGUAAAUGGCGGUGACCAAAGAAUAUUUCUCCGGAUGACGUGACACAGGUGCGUACCACGUGGUACUGAAAACGAAAGUAAUGUAGGCUACUAGCGAAAAGACGAUCUCGGCGGUGGCCGUGUCAGCUAUGGGCCUAUCUUUUGUAAGAUUUUAAUAAGCUGUAAUCGGGAUUCAAGUGAGCUGAGGAUUGAUCAGACAGGAGAUCAAUCUGCAUGUGCAAUGACUGAACAAAGAACAAAUGGUGUCAUCACCUGUGGACACAAUGGCCUCAGACAAGCAUCUGAUGUUGAUGUCCAGAUGAGGGUUAAACAGCUUCAUAAAGCUGGGCUGAAGAGCAGGUUGGACAUCCUAACUGAUUCUGCAACAGUCCAAAAGGAUCAUUACAUCACAGAUGGAGGAAACGACGGGGUAUAUGAGCAACAUGAGGUUUGGCAGGUACAGUCAUUACCCAGAGGGGAGACCACAGAAGACACACCCAUCAGCUGCAAUGACAUCUUCAAGCCCUUACCUGGACAGGAGAGGCACAUCAGAACUGUGAUGACCAAAGGUGUUGCUGGCAUUGGAAAAACAGUCUCGGUGCAGAAGUUUAUUAUUGACUGGACAGAUGGGGUAGCCAAUCAGGAUGUAGAUUUUAUAUUUCCCCUUUCUUUCCGUGAGCUGAAUUUAAUCAGGGGUGAUCAGUAUAGUCUUCACAGACUCCUGCUUGACUUCCACCCUGAACUGAUGAAGUUGAAUGAUGGUGAAGUAUUCAAAGACUGUCAAGUUGUGUUCAUCUUGGAUGGUUUGGAUGAGAGUCGAUUGACUCUGGAUCUGAAACAGAACAGUAAUUUGUCUGAUGUUAAACAAAUAUCAUCGGUGGAUGUUCUGAUGACUAGCCUCAUUCAGAGAACUCUGCUUCCCUCUGCACUUAUCUGGAUAACCUCACGACCAGCAGCAGCCAGUCAGAUUCCUACUCAGUAUAUCGACCAGGUAACAGAAGUGCGAGGAUUCAAUGACUCCCAGAAGGAAGAGUACUUCAGGAAGAGAAUUAGUGAUGAGAGUCAGGCCAAAAGAAUCAUCUCACACAUUAAGGCAUCCAGGAGUCUCCACAUCAUGUGCCACGUUCCAGCAUUCUGUUGUAUCGCAGCCACUGUACUUCAGCAGAUGAUGGAAAAGGACAAUAACCAGGAAAUCCCCAAAACACUGACUGAGAUGUUCAUACAUUUCUUGCUCAUCCAAACAAAUCACAUGCAUCAAGCUGAGUGUGAAACAGAGAAACAGGUGGCCCAGAUGGACAGCCUACUGACACUGGCGGAACUGGCCUUUAAGCAUCUGGAACAUGGGAACAUGGCGCUGCAUGAAGAAGACUUCAGAGAAUACAAUACUGACAUCAAGAAAUGCUUGUUUUACCCAGGAAUCAUCAAAGAAUUGGCCUUUAAUGAGAGGAAGAUCUACUACUUCUCACAUUCGAGUGUCCAGGAGUUCCUUGCUGCUCUUCAUGUGUUCAACUAUUACAAGUGCCUGAAUGACAACUGCACUACCCUGGAGGUUUUUCUUGAGAAGACCCAUGCACCACUGGCUGAGUUCCUGGAGGAUGCGGUGAAGAAGGCAUUGGACAGCAGCAGUGGACACCUGGACCUUUUCCUGCACUUCCUGUUAGGCAUCCCUUUGGAGUCCAAUCAGAGGCUACUGCAAGACCAAUGUAUUCUCACCCACCCGAUGAACAGCUCUCCGGGCAUAAUGAAAAUUUGUCAGUAUAUAAAAGAUCUGGACAAAGAAGACAUCGCUCCGGAAAAAUACAUCAAUCUUUUCCACUGCUUAUUUGAAAUGAAGGAUCAUUCAUUGGAUGAAGAGAUUCAAGAGCUCCUGAAGUCACCGAAUGGGUUCAAGUUGUCCCCUGCUCAUUGUUCGGCCUUGGCCACUGCUCUCCUGACGUCCGAUGGACUGCCCGAUGGAUUUGACCUGAAGAAAUACAACACUUCAGAUGAAGGUCGCAGGAGACUCCUCCCUGUUAUGAGGAUUUACAGAAAGGCACGACUGACUGGCUGUAAUCUCAGUGAUACGCUUUGUAAGGCUGUGGCCUCAGUUCUGCAGUCCCCAAACCUCCUGGUCGAACUGGACUUGAGCAGCAACCCCUUUUGUGAUUCUGGAGUUCAGUGUCUCUCUGCUGGACUACGCACCUUCAACUGCAGACUGCAGACGCUAAGGCUCUCUGACUGCAAAUUGAGGACCAAGUCGUGUGAAGCUGUGGCGUCGGCUCUGAUCACAAACCCCUCGCAUCUGAGAGAGCUGGACAUUCGGUACAAUAACCAGGGAGACUCAACACUGAAGCUGCUCUCUGCCAGACUGAAGGACUACCACUGUGCACUGAAGACACUUUAUUUCUUUCCUGAAAUUAGAUUGAGGCCAGAUAUGCAGGGCUAUCCUUGUGAUCUCACCUUGGACUCAAACACGGCAAACAGAAACCUCUUGCUCUCCGAGGGGAACAGAAAGGUGACCUGUGUGAGUGAGGAGCAGCCUUAUCCUGACCACCCAGAGAGAUUCGACUACUGGUAUCAGGUUCUGUGCCGAGAGGGUCUGUCUGGACGCUGCUACUGGGAGGUGGAGUGGAGUGGCAGAGGGGUCACGCUCUGCCUGUCGUAUAGAAGCGCAUCCAGAAAGGGAGAUGGCCGUGCUACUGUGAUGGGGAAUAAUGCCAAGUCCUGGAUGGUCGACUUGAACACUCACUUAGCCUGGCACAAUGACAAACACACGGGCAUCCCAACCCCUCACGUCCAGUCCAAAAGAGUCAGAGUGGACCUGGACUGGCCGGCCGGCACUCUGUCCUUCUACAGCGUCUCCUCCUCUGACACUCUCACCCUCCUGCACACGUUCCGCUCCCCAUUCACUGAGCCCCUCUAUCCAGGGUUUGGGCUACUGGUUGGCUCCACUGUAACCCUGUGCCAGAUAACACAGGAACCUCCUUUUGUGGCAGGAACGCCAUACACAGGGUCAUACACACGGACAAACCCUCCUUAUCCGACAGGAACUCCAUACAUACAGACAAACACACGGACAAGCCCUCCUUAUCCGACAGGAACUCCAUACACACAGUCAAACACUACAUAUCCGACAGGAACUCCAUACACACAGUCAAACACUCCUUAUCCGACAGGAACUCCAUACACACAGUCAUACACACGGGCAACCCCUCCUUAUCCGACAGGAACUCCAUACACACAGUCAUACACACGGACAAAUCCACUAUAACUUUCUACAAAUGAUUACAUUGUACUGUCAGUGAUUUAUAUUGUACUGUUGGGAUGUUUCAUUAUGUAUUUAGCAUUUGCAAAAAAAAAAAAAAGAUUUGAAAUAAAAUAAUUUCAGAAUAUAUUUUAUUAUUACUUGUGUGACUCGUCACUAUAGAGAUGGCACUAAACCAGUUUACAAAUAAUAUAAUAAUUUUCUCAAGUAAGUAUUGAUUCAUCAACAAACAUAAUUCUCUCUACAAAAUCAAAUAUUAAAAGAUAACAUUAAUGUUAAUACAAGGAUGUGCCUGAAGGAGCAUUGCUGUGUAGGGGACAAGCAUAAUACCAACCAAUGAUAACACAGGACACAUACACAU
Molecule: messenger RNA, 4134 nt
Organism: Alosa alosa (allis shad)
Lineage: Eukaryota; Metazoa; Chordata; Actinopteri; Clupeiformes; Clupeidae
Product: NLR family CARD domain-containing protein 3-like
Exons: 8
Coding region: 771-3779 (1002 amino acids)
Molecular function (GO): protein binding
Source: RefSeq, a predicted model, not a curated record